AUGGCUGCUAAUGUGGUUGUUUUGGUACGGGACAAAGUCAAUGGUGGCACCCAGGUGGAGCUGUGUCUCUACCCUUUUCAUACCUUCUUUCCUGUCCCUUGGAGUACAGGUGAUGAAUGUUUGUAUGAAAGCUUUCCUGAACUUCCUUUGGAGGAAGCGCCAGAAGCUGACGGAGAGGCUGCAAACGUCCAGUGUCCAACAACCCUCAGCAUUCAAGAGCCAUCUUCUCCAGCGACCUCCAGUGAAGCUUUCACACCAAAGGAGAGCUCUCCUUACAAGGCUCCGAUAUACAUUCCCGAUGAUAUUCCCAUUCCUUCAGAGUUUGAGCUCCGAGAAUCCAACAUUCCUGGAGCAGGAUUAGGGAUAUGGACCAAAAGGAAGAUUGAAGCAGGGGAAAAAUUUGGCCCUUUUGUAGGAGAGCAGCGACCACACCUUAAAGACCCCAGUUACGGUUGGGAG
Messenger RNA from Cariama cristata (Red-legged seriema), 459 nucleotides. Its product is annotated as MDS1 and EVI1 complex locus protein MDS1-like. The annotation marks the transcript as partial. The transcript has 2 exons. The record is from RefSeq and is a predicted model, not a curated record. Lineage: Eukaryota; Metazoa; Chordata; Aves; Cariamiformes; Cariamidae.